Molecule: messenger RNA, 6187 nt
Organism: Balaenoptera acutorostrata (minke whale)
Lineage: Eukaryota; Metazoa; Chordata; Mammalia; Artiodactyla; Balaenopteridae
Gene: CETN3
Product: centrin 3
Exons: 5
Coding region: 123-626 (167 amino acids)
Biological process (GO): spindle pole body duplication
Cellular component (GO): microtubule organizing center
Molecular function (GO): calcium ion binding; microtubule binding
Source: RefSeq, a predicted model, not a curated record
UUGUGGGAGGUGCUUGAGGCCGCGGAGGUCGUUGGUGUCUGUUGAACGGCUUGUGGAAGUCGCGCUGCCUUGGGUAGGGGUUAAAAUCGUUCUCGAGAGGAACGUCUCUGUCCGAAGAGAACAUGAGUUUAGCUCUGAGAAAUGAGCUUGUAGUUGACAAAACAAAGAGGAAAAAAAGAAGAGAACUCUCUGAAGAACAGAAACAAGAAAUUAAAGAUGCUUUUGAACUUUUUGACACAGACAAAGAUGAAGCAAUAGAUUAUCAUGAAUUAAAGGUGGCAAUGAGAGCCUUGGGGUUUGAUGUAAAAAAAGCUGAUGUACUGAAGAUUCUUAAAGAUUAUGACAGAGAAGCCACAGGGAAAAUCACCUUUGAAGAUUUUAAUGAAGUUGUGACAGACUGGAUUUUGGAAAGAGAUCCACAUGAAGAAAUAUUGAAGGCAUUUAAACUAUUUGAUGAUGAUGAUUCAGGUAAAAUAAGCCUGAGGAAUUUGCGACGUGUUGCCAGAGAAUUGGGUGAAAACAUGAGUGAUGAAGAACUUCGGGCUAUGAUAGAAGAAUUUGAUAAAGAUGGUGAUGGAGAAAUAAAUCAAGAGGAAUUCAUUGCUAUUAUGACUGGUGACAUUUAAAGAAUUACAAGGAUAAACACUAAGAAUGUUGCAGUUAUCAUCUUAUAUUCUAUUUUUGUGCCUGAAGCUGUGUUUAAAAAAAGAAAACAACUUAGUUCUUUUUUCCAAAAGGACCAAAAAUAAGCAUCUUAUGUAUUCAUAUUUUACUACUGUUAAGUUUCUUUAUAUGAACAGUAUUGUUAGUACUCUAAUAGUUUAGCUUUGUAUUUAUAAUAUAGUUUUUAUAUAUAAAGUUUAAAAAAUUGAAUCGUGGUACACAUUUUUUGAAGGUUUUUUAUUUAGCAUUAGUAGUCACUUUUGUUUUGGUGCACAUGUUUUUCCGACUUAAUAAAAUGUUUAUUUUUUAGUAUUUUAAAAUUUGGUAAAUUUUCUGUUUAUUUUGAUUCCAAAUGUCUGCUAACCCUCAAGAGUAUCUUUCUUAAAUCUUUUCUCUUUACACGGUUGUUUUCAGAAACGAAAAUUGAAAUAUAAAUUGCAAUAGAAGAGCACAUUUUUCCAUUACAAGUUUGACAUUUGAUGUUUCAGUACAAAAUGACUCAGUAUAGGCAUAAUUCCUUUUUCAUGAGUCAUGUCUUUCAGUUUGGAGGGAAAAAGUAUUGUGCAUAUAGACUCAUUUAUCCUCAUGUGUUCAAUAUUAUGUUCUGUAACGCUUUUGGUAUCUUAAGUUAUGACAGUUAAAUCUGGAUAUUUCUUUCUUAAACUAAUUGAAUAUAGUUUGAAUCAUCUAACUUCUUGACAAAGUGAAAGAUUUAAAUUUUGGAAUUUUGAUCUGUUAAGAUAAUUAUCACUCAAUUAAACGUCACAGUGAUGAAAAUAGGAAACUAAGCCACAGAAAUCAUUUAAGGCUCUGUUUUAGCUGUAUAAAGGAACGUUCUGUGAUUCACCAGGAAACAGUGGAGACAGAUUUUCCAGAUAUUGGUGCGUUCUUCUUCCUUGUAGAAGUGUAUGUUAGGGGGAAACACAUGGUUAGGGAAGAUAGGUCAUAGUAAUAAUUUGAGGCACUUUAAAUGUUGUGAGCCUCCUAGAAUAUUACAGAAAGAGUUAUCCACUAGAAAUUUAACCAAAAAAUCAGUAGAGAAUAAUGUAACGGUGGUGAUAUUUCAGAUAGUUAUCUAGAAAGCAAGUUAAUUGUUCACCAUAUUAAAAUUCAGUUUUGAAUAUGAAAUCAGUGUUCACAGUAAUACCAAUAUCCAGGGCAACAAAUAGACUGUGAAAUUUAAAAAAUUGUAUCACGUUUACUGAUGAAUUUGCCUUCUAUAUCUCAAUCACAAAAUAUGUUGAUUUCCAGGAAAUUGAAGAAUAAAGAAAAUGAAGAAUAAAACACAAACGUAUCUAGGCUUGCUAGUCUUCUACCACUUUAUUGGAAUAAAUAACCUAAGGUACUUUUUGUCACUUACAGAGAUAAUUUCUUUAUUCUUAAUAUAAAUGGUUACUCCUUGGGAUGCCAGCAUUUUGUUUCUUCUUACUGUGGGUUGAGGGAAGAGUGCUCACUUCAGUUCUUUAUGUUUGUGAAAGCUUUCUCCUACAGAAGGAUAUGAAUUAUUUUCAAGUUUUUUCCAGUGUUAAUAACUGUAGAGUCAGAGGCUUAUAAAAUUGGCUAGUAGAGGCGGCAAUAAGAAGAAAGGAGUGAAUUUGCUUUAAACAAGAAGGAAGUGGAGGUGGGUAUUAGUCAUUUACCAUUAUAGUUAUAUUUAUUAUGCAAUGGCAUUUCAUGAUGUAAGAAAAUAACUUUCUUGCUAAACUUACCUACUGCAUCUGCUGUUCUGGUAUCCUGGUAAGCUUUGAUAGUUUGGGAUUUGUCAGCUAAGAUCUUGUCUUACAUAUAAACCAACAAAGCCUACUUUAAGUUAUGUACCUCUUAACAGCUCCUAGAUUAGAGUCUGGCGGUAGGUAGUUGGGAUGGGGAGGAAAUCAAAAACAUAUUUGUUAUGCACUUAAUAUGUGGUGUGGGUACUGCACUAGGCUUAUUUAAUCGUUUAUUGCAGGAAAUGCAUACAGCACUUCUAAUGGAAGACUUUCAAAUUGAGUUGAUGUGCCAGUGUUAAUGGUCUUGCAUUAGCAAACACCGUGAGGAGUUAGACGAUCCAAUUGAGUUGCUAAUUUCCUCAACUCCCUAAACCAUCUGUCUGAUGCUAAUCUCUGGAUGUAAAUUCUCUUGGGAAUUGCUAGUGAUGUGUUCUACACUAAAGAUAAUUUCUAAUGUUCUGAAGACCAAUGUGAAGAAGGCAAAAGAGUUUCAAAAAACCACUUAAAAUAUGAAGUUAAACAAAUUACAUAAGUAAUAUAUAAAGGUAAUAUAUAAAGUAAAAGUGAAAAUUCUUUUUUUUUUAACUGCCAGCUCCACUCCCAUUCCUCUGAAUAGUAUCAGUUUCAGUUAGACCUCAGACAUCAAGAGGAGCACAACUGGAUAUUUUAACAGAGUGUAAUAUAGGGAAUAGGUUAAAUUGGUGCUGGAGAACCAAAAAAAAAAAAAAAAAAAAAAAAAAUCAGGAAAGGAACACUGGGAUAGCUGAGGGUAAAAGUUGUAGUUACUGGAAACUAGAAGCUGGGAGGAGAGGUCCUAUGGAGCAGGGACUCGGAGAUGGUUGAGGAAGGGGGUACUGGUAGGUGGUGCUAAUGUUGAUGGGGAAUGAUGAGGCUGGUUUGGGGAAUCUCGAGAAAAAGCUGGAGGAUGGAACCAAGUGCUGCUCCUGGAACGAAGAACUGUUGCCCUGGGGAUGCUGACAGGAACUCCAGGCAAACUGGAAACAGCAAGAGUCUUUUCCCCUCCUGCCUUACUGUUUUAUUCUUCUAGGCCUCUUUUUAGUGGAGCUUAAAAAAAGUCAGCUGGCAAAGGGGAAAUGUAGUUUACACAGUCCUAACCCUACUGUUACACAUUUGAAUACAGAAUAGUGGUUUGGAGCUGUGGGGAAAAAAAGUGUAAUGACCAACACAAUUGACCGUAUAUUUUAUGAUCUAAACCGGGUUACUUGAGAGUGAAGGAGCUUAGGGGAGACUAUUAUUUAUCUUGGCACAACAGGUGUAAUUCAGAACUAGCCUGGGCAGACUAGGACGUAACUGUCACCUGAUCUCUGGGAUAGUAACCAUUGUUAUUUUAGAGAUUCUUUCAACCUGUUUCCUUUGUAUUUACAUGAAAUUAUAGAAGUAGUUUUUUCCACAUGAAUAUUCUAUCCAUUCUUCAGCUAAGUUUUAUAAAGGAAAUGUCUUUAAAAAUUUAGUAACUUAAGUGCUGCUGUGUUCCAGGCACACAUAGUUAUUUACAUACAUUAUAUAUUUUAAUCUCAGUAACCUGAGGUAGAUACUGUUGGGUUGUCUUUAUUUUACACACAAGAAAACCAAAGCUUAGGCUUAAGUAACUUGUUCAAGGUAGUAGGAAUAGGAAUUGGAAUUUGAUCCUAAGUCUUCUGACUCCAUGGCCCACUCAUAGCCACUAGAUUGUAUUAUCUCCUUACAGUGACUUUUAUAAACUAUCUCAAGGUGUAAAGGAUCAGACUUUUAAAACUACAAAACUAAGAGAUAGAAUCUGGAAUUCAGAGGCUCAGCAGCAAAAGCAUUAAACAUUUAUGCAUAAUCUAGCACGGCAUUUGUUGUAUUAUGUAUUAUUCCAUGUGAGUUAACAUUUGGUGCCAGUCCUCUGGAAGCUAAUAAGCUUAGAUAGACUGUUUCUAAAAUCAUGGAGUCAAUACAUUGAAGAAGUAGAUGUUUGGGAAAAAAAUAAUCAAUACAAUAUUAAGCAAAUGCUUAUUGAUAAAGUGCAUAUUAUUGAGUAGUCAUAAAAUAUUUUCAUUUUGAGAAAACAUUUUUCCACUUACCCUUUGUGGAGAAGAUUUUAUUUUAGGGGCUGUUUGAAUGAAGUAAGAACUCUUUAAAUUCUUGGUAGGAAAUGGAAGGAACCUUGGGCUUAGGAGUAUAUUUGGUAAAAGGAUGUGUGGGAAGAUCUUUGAGGCAUCUAGCUGGAGAGGAGGAAGGUUUAUGGACCUGAUAGUCUAAAGCAAAGCUCUUGUCGGUCUCAGUGGUCAGAGAAGAGGGUCAGUAAAGGUUAUUUUAAUGGUAGAAUGAUGACUUGUUUAGGAUUUGGGUUGCAAAGAGAAAUUCUUGGGAUGAAAUGUGGCAGUCAUCUGGAUGGCAGCUUAGUUGGGUCUUGGAGAUCUUGAUUAAACAGCCUAGCUUACCCAUUCAAUUGAAAUAGGUAAUUUGCCUACAUAUCCUGAUUCUGUGUUAAGUCAUAUGUCAUUCUACAUUUACAGCAUUCAUUGAAAACUUCAUCUAAGACUCUACAAAAGAUUGCCAAAUACAAUCUAAAACUAGUGAAAUCAAGUCUCUGUUUUUUCUGAGAUAAUAUAUUUACGUUAGAGUUACCUUUGUGAGUUGUACUGUAAAUAUUGAGUGUAAUUAUAAUAGUAUUAUCUAAUUGUCUACAAAAAUCCAAGUUGUCUUUUUCUUUAGAACUUGGGAAAGCUGUAUGUCUUGUGCUGUUCUGAGAAUAUGUAAAGUAUUUUUUCCUUGUAUGAUAAUUUUGGGAAGAUUACUGACAUUUUAUAGAAUCAAAGAUCAGCAGGGUUACUUCCAUUUUAUACUUAAUUAAAAAUAUUUUUAAAUGGGUUUUCUUUAUUCCAUAAUAAGAGAAAUCAGGGAUACUUAAUAGACUUCUGGAGUCCAAUAUUUAUAAUUUUAAUAUGAUUGUAACAUUUGUCCAACAUACCACUGUGUUCUCUGAAAAGAGCAAUUAUUUUCUCCGUGUGGCAUCAUCAUAGACUGUCUGCCCCCAAGGUCUUCCAAAAGGUCUGUGUAAGCCUGACAGCUAGGAAACGUGUACUGUUGUAGAACAUAAAUUCUGUUGACUCAUUGAUACAAGCCUACUCCUAAUGGAUGUCUCUUUAGAGUAAAUAGCAUUCAGCAUACAUCGGCUAAAUGCUAAAUGGUUAAAAUAUGUCCAAAUCAUAUUUCCUAUCAUGGAUGACCUCCUUAAAUUUAGCAGCAGAUUAAUGAUUUGUGUUUGGCUUACUGAGGAGCAGUCUUUCCUUAGAAAACAUGCAUUUUGCUUGUGUUGAAAAUUCAGGCAUUUAAAGUCCUUGCCAAGCUGGUAAACUUAACCAUACUUUAAGCAAAAUCUACAUUUUUCUUUUUCAUUUUCUAUUAAGAUAAACAUAUUCAAUUAAAUCUGGAAUAGUUGGCCAAAACUAAACUUUCCAGGAGACUUUUUCUAUACCAAUCCUGCUGAGAGAGGAUUAUUGCUAACCUAAGUCCUAAGAGUUGGUGUGAUGUUUUUCAGCAUUGGCAAUAAAAACAAAAUAACUCCCUCAUAGAAAGAAAAGCAGCAAGAUAUAGAUUCUAAAGAUUUUCUUUACGAAAGGAAACUGUGUUCAAAUCUAAUUGGCUAUUUUCACUGCUAUAGCAAAGAUUAAAAGAAAAAAAAAUAGCUAGGAAAGAUUUUUUAAAACUAGAAAAUGUAAUAUCUGUUGUAACUAACUUAUUUGGUUUUGGGAAAAAUUAAAUCAGAUUAUACUUGUGAAAAUGUUUUGUGAAUUGCAAAUUUUAUUAAAAUACAAAUUUUUAUAUAA